ACUAGUUAACAUAGUUGUUGUAGUAUUUAGAAUUCCAUAACAUUGCCAAAAGGAUUAAUGCUACGGAUUUAUAAACAAUUGUUUGUAUUGAUUAUGUAGCUGAAAGUUUGCACGUGCAGAGUAUUCCCUUGCUGUGAGGAAACUCUCGAAGUGACAGUAACAUUUUGAAUCAGGGAUGUGAAUUUGGCCAACCUGCAAAUAUCGAAGUGCUUUGUUCUUCGAAAGAACGCGGGAAUCACAACACAAACAAACAAGUAGAAUUUUGUGAUUUCUUAGAUUCAAGUUCAUCGAAAGACGAACAGCCACUUUAUUUGCAAAUAUCGCGCAUUUUCGUUAGUAACAUGCCGACUGUGUCAGAUGAACAAAUCAAAGAAAUCUUUCGAGAGUAUGCCAUUUCCAAACACAAGGAUGAACUAAUGGCAAUACUGCAGACUUCUGACGACCUUCAGCAUCAUUCAGUUGUAGUUCAAUUUUCUCAGUUGUUUGAGAGAAGUGCUGAUCUUGGCAAUGGUAUCAUUUCUGCACCUAGUCGUUUUUUGCCAUUAUGUGAUCAGUCUCUUGCUGAGGCACAGAAGACUUUGUAUGAGGCUCAGUCCGAAGAGAUGAAGUGUGAUUUAAGCAUAAAAACAAAAACUCAUGCUCGUAUUACAGGUUUACCAGUAUGUCCUGAACUGCACCGAAUUGCAUUUCCUCGCAAUGACGACAUAGGAAAUUUUUUGAGAGUUUCCGGGACAGUAAUAAGGAUUACAACACCUAAAAUGCUAGAGUUUCGGAGAAGUUACAUUUGUGCAAAAUGCAAACACAUUUUUACAGCAGAGGCUGAUUAUGAACUUUAUUAUGUAAUACCAAACCAGUACAAGUGCAGGAAUCCUGAAGGCUGUAAAGGAACAAAUAUAUCUCCAGUUAAAGUGAUUGAUCAUGACAAUUACAAGGAUUACCAAGAAAUAAAAAUUCAGGAGCAGGUUGCUAAACUUAGUGUGGGAUCUAUUCCACGUUCCAUGUGGGUGACACUAGAAGAUGACCUGGUUGAUAAAUGUAAACCAGGAGAUGAUAUUACAGUAUGUGGUACUGUACUGAGAAGAUGGCGCAGUAUAAAUGGUGGAAAUCGGUGUGAUAUUGAGCUAGUGCUUAAAGGCAAUUACUUGGAAGUGUGCAAUGAACAAGCUUCAUCGGUUUUGAUAACACAGGAAACACAUGAUAUGUUUUCAAAAUUCUGGGAGGAACAUGCUCGUGAGCCACUUGUAGGCAGAAAUUUAAUACUGGCUUCCAUUUGCCCACAGGUGUUUGGGCUAUACAUUGUCAAGUUGGCAGUUGCGGUAGUAUUGUGUGGUGGAGUCCAACGUGUGGACAAAUCUGGAUGCAGAGUUAGAGGUGAAUCUCACCUCUUACUUGUGGGAGAUCCUGGUACAGGCAAAUCACAUCUAUUAAGAUUUGCUGCUAAAGUGUGUCCUCGUUCCGUUCUUACAACUGGUGUUGGCACGACUUCUGCUGGAUUGACUGUGAGCGCUGUAAAGGAGAAUGGAGAAUGGCAACUGGAAGCUGGUGCUUUGGUUCUUUCUGAUGGAGGAAUUUGCUGCAUUGAUGAAUUUAAUUCCAUUAGGGAACAUGAUCGUGCUAGCAUCCAUGAAGCUAUGGAACAGCAGACAAUCAGUGUAGCUAAGGCUGGUUUAGUGUGCAAGUUGAACACCAGAUGUACUGUACUUGCUGCUACCAACCCUAAAGGACAUUACGACCCCGAGCAGCCAAUCAACAUUAACAUAGCACUGGCGAGUCCAUUAUUAAGUCGCUUUGACCUAGUUCUUAUACUUCUAGAUUCAAGAAAUUCUGACUGGGACAGGCUAGUUUCAGGCUUUAUUCUUAAAGGGAGGGAUCCUGUCAGAAUCUUUUCUGAGGAGAGCAAAUGCAGUUCCAGUGAUUUGUGGGAGCUAGAAAAGCUGCAGGCAUAUUUCUGCAUCAUCAAGCACAUUCAACCAUCCUUCACAGAGGAAGCCAAUGUCAUUUUGACACAAUACUACCAAGCUCAGCGUAAGGCUGACUCUAGAAAUGCUGCAAGGACUACUGUACGUUUACUGGAGAGUCUUAUAAG
Messenger RNA from Schistocerca serialis cubense, 2086 nucleotides. RefSeq names its product DNA helicase MCM9-like. NCBI's taxonomy places the organism in Eukaryota, Metazoa, Arthropoda, Insecta, Orthoptera, Acrididae. Gene Ontology annotation, biological process: DNA replication; double-strand break repair via homologous recombination. Gene Ontology annotation, cellular component: MCM complex; nucleus. The transcript is spliced from 11 exons. The annotation marks the transcript as partial. The record is from RefSeq and is a predicted model, not a curated record. Gene Ontology annotation, molecular function: single-stranded DNA helicase activity; ATP hydrolysis activity; single-stranded DNA binding.